Molecule: messenger RNA, 705 nt
Organism: Sporothrix schenckii 1099-18
Lineage: Eukaryota; Fungi; Ascomycota; Sordariomycetes; Ophiostomatales; Ophiostomataceae
Product: GTP-binding protein nuclear protein Ran
Exons: 6
Coding region: 1-705 (234 amino acids)
Biological process (GO): protein import into nucleus; ribosomal subunit export from nucleus
Cellular component (GO): nucleus; cytoplasm
Molecular function (GO): GTPase activity; GTP binding
Source: RefSeq, a predicted model, not a curated record
AUGGCUGAGGCCGCCGCCCCCGCGAGCAAUGUGCCGACCUUCAAGCUGGUGCUGGUCGGCGAUGGUGGUACCGGCAAGGUUCAGCCUCGCAGCUCGCAGCUCGCAGCCGUGCCGCCGACCACCUUCGUCAAGCGCCAUCUGACUGGCGAGUUCGAGAAGAAGUACAUUGCCACCCUUGGUGUCGAUGUUCACCCUCUGGGUUUCACCACAAACUUCGGUCCCAUCCAGUUCGAUGUCUGGGAUACCGCCGGUCAGGAGAAGUUCGGUGGUCUCCGUGACGGUUACUACAUCAACGGCCAGUGCGGUAUCAUCAUGUUCGACGUGACGUCGCGCAUUACCUACAAGAACGUUCCCAACUGGCACCGCGAUCUCGUCCGUGUCUGUGAGAACAUCCCCAUCGUCCUCUGCGGCAACAAGGUCGACGUCAAGGAGCGCAAGGUCAAGGCCAAGACCAUCACGUUCCACCGCAAGAAGAACCUGCAGUACUACGACAUCUCGGCCAAGUCGAACUACAACUUCGAGAAGCCCUUCCUGUGGCUCGGCCGCAAGCUGGUCGGCAACUCGGGUCUGGAAUUCGUCGCUGCCCCCGCUCUGGCCCCUCCCACCGCCCAGGUCGACGAGAGUCUGCUCGAGCAGUACCGGAAGGAGAUGGAUGCUGCUGCCAGCAUGCCGCUGCCCAACGACGAGGACGACGACGACUUUUAA